GCGCCGCCCCCGCCACACGGCCCCCGCCCUCCCUGGCAGCACGCCCGCCGCCUCUCAGUGCCGUGCCCGUGUCCUGUCCGCCCUCACGCCCGCAGCGGUGCCCGGAGUGUGGCGCGCCCCAGCCCCGCCCUGCCGCACCCCUCACCUCCACUACCACCACCUUCACCACCACCACCAGCAGCAGCACUCAGCAGGGCAGCAGCAGCAGCAGGAGCACAGCGGCCCAAGGUGUGGCGCCCCCGCCCCGGCCGUCCUCUGCUGCACCGUCACAAUCAAUACCGGAGCGGCGGUGAGCUGCCCUGCCCGCCGCCCGCCCGCCCGCCGCCCGCGACGACCCCGCCCACCACCACCACCACCUCCCGGAGAUAAUUCUCCAACCAUUUAUAAGGUUUCCCUCAUCGCAGCUCCAGCCCUCACCAGCGAAGACAGACUGACGCUUCCUAGAAUGGCCCUAGAGUGGGUGGCGGGCGGCUGUGGCGGGGCGGCGGCGGCGGGGUGCGACGCUGUGGCGGCGGCCGCAUGAGGGGCGGCGGCCAGCGGGUGUUUGACUCAGCGAGUGACGGGGUGCGCCGCUCCCCCGCCCACCUGCCCCGCACAGCUCACUCGACGCCCACGCCGCCCCGCCCCUGCGUGGUGGUUCCCCGCCCCCGCACGGCGCCCGCCACGGCCGGGUACGCCUCGCCUCUCUCCCCGCCGCCCUUCCCCGCGGGCCUGCCGCCGCCGCCGGCCCGGGGCACGCCGCUGGGCACGCCGCUGGGCACGCCGCCCUCACCCUGCUACAGCUGUUCGUGCGGCGCCUCCAGCGCGUCCUCGCCGGGCGCGUGUCGCGUGCACGAGGGCGUGUUCACGUGCCCGCCGCCCCCGCCGCCGGUGACGUGCGGGGCCACGGAGCGGGACUGCGUGGUGGGGCCCCUGGCGGGGGGUGAUGGGGCAAUAGUGGUGCCCGGGGACCAUGACCAGGAGGUAUGGGCCCCAGCCCUCCCGUCACCCACAUCGCAAGACAUUAAAGAAGAAAGUGUUAAGGAGUUGUUACUGAGACAAUCAUACAACGGCCUGGACUAUAGCUGUAGCAUGAGAAGGAGGCGUGACAGUGUGAGUGAGUGUAGUGCGGGAUGCGAACACGUCCUUCCCCCCCCGAAGCCAUGGCCCGCGCCCCUCAGUAACCCGCCUUUUGGCAGCUUGCAGAAGCAGGUGUCGAUAAUGAGCCUCAACCUCACCACGAAGAUUGACGAGAUUCAGUGUCACCAGCACGCCGACACCAGCGCUGCCCUCCACGCCAUCAGGUCGCAGCUGCAGGACCUGACGAAAAGCCUGGAGAGCUGUCAGAGCGAGGUCGUGGAGGUGAAGAGAGACAUGGUAGCGAUCAAGCAUGAGAUAGACACACUGCAGGCCGCCAAAGAGGAGAUCGAAGAGUUGAGGGACGCGGUGGAUCGCCUGGAGGAACAGACCCGGCGGAGGAAGAUUCGGCUGCUGGAACAGUGUAUUUUCUCUCGACAGCUGAAGCGUAAAAAAGCUGGUGGCACUGGAUCAUGUACGGUGCUCACAGCUAUACAUUCACAGGCUUCCAAUCUGUCUCCUCCGGGACUGACAUGCUUCCUGUGCUACGCCAUCUUCGCGGCAGUGCUGGGGAUGUUCCAGUUCGGCUACAACACUGGGGUGAUCAAUGCGCCCCAGUCGGUCAUCGAGAACUUCAUCGGCGACUGCUGGAAGACUCGCUACCAUAGCAACAUCGAGAACAGCAAGCAGGAUCUGAUCUGGUCCAUUGCUGUCUCCAUCUUUGCCAUUGGAGGAAUGAUUGGCGGCUUUUGUGGAGGCUCCGUGGGAAAUAGGUUUGGCAGGAAGAAGGGUCUGCUGCUCAAUAAUCUGCUUGGUGUGGGAGGUGCCUGUCUUAUGGCCUUCUCGCAGAUGUCCAACUCCUUUGAAAUGCUCAUCUUAGGUAGACUGGUCAUCGGUAUCAAUUGUGGACUGAACACUUCCCUUGUCCCUAUGUACAUCAGCGAGAUUGCCCCGCUCAACUUACGUGGAGGCCUGGGUACUGUCAACCAGCUGGCAGUCACUGUAGGUCUCCUGCUCUCCCAAGUCCUUGGCAUCGAGCAGCUCCUGGGCAACAACAAGGCCUGGCCAAUACUCUUAGGGCUGGCGGUGGUGCCGGCUGUGAUGCAGAUGGUGCUGCUUCCCGUGUGCCCUGAAUCUCCUCGAUACCUCCUCAUGUCACGCCAGAUGGAGGAUGAGGCACGCAGAGCUCUGCGGCGGCUGCGUGCCUCGUCCCAUGUGGAGGAGGACAUAGAAGAGAUGCGCGCGGAGGAGGCGGCCAGCCAAACAGAGGCACACAUGACCAUGUUCCAGCUGGUACGCAACUCCACUCUGCGCAUGCCCCUCACCAUUGGAGUGGUGAUGCAGCUCUCCCAGCAACUGUCAGGGAUCAAUGCGGUCCUCUACUACUCCACCUCCCUGUUCACCGCGGCUGGCCUGGAGGAGUGGCAGUCCAAGUACGCCACCCUGGGGGUCGGCUCCGUCAUGGUGGUGAUGACGCUGGUGUCCAUCCCCCUCAUGGACAGAGCCGGUCGACGCACUCUACACCUUUAUGGCCUCGGUGGGAUGUUCAUCUUCUCCAUCUUCAUCACCAUCAGCCUGCUCAUUAAGGAAAUGAUGUCGUGGAUGACAUUCAUCUCUGUGAUCAGCACUCUCUGUUUCGUCAUCUUCUUCUCGGUGGGGCCUGGCAGCAUUCCUUGGAUGAUCACCGCUGAAUUGUUCUCCCAAGGCCCUCGCCCUGCGGCCAUGUCCAUCGCUGUGCUUGUCAACUGGCUCUCAAACUUCCUGGUUGGCAUAGGCUUCCCCAAGAUGCAGGAAACUUUCGAGAACUACACCUUCCUGCCAUUCAGUGUGCUUCUUGGGUGCUUCUGGGUCUUCACUUACUACAAAGUUCCCGAAACCAAGAACAAGACCUUCGAGGAGAUAUCAGCAAUCUUCACCAGAGGGGUUGACAGCUCAAAGAAAGGGGAGGCAGGGCCAUAUGGGGCAACAGAGGAGAGGGAGGAGGCCCACCUCUAGACGCUUACUCGUGAAAACCUUAAGUUGCUUCCCAUUCCAGAAGCAAAAGAAAAGACCAUUGGACAUCCUCUUGUUGCCAUUGUUCAGUCGUCUUUUUUGUGUGGUGAGGGAGGCAGGCUAAGGGCAGAACGGAAUAAUAAAGAACAAGCCUCCAACACACCGCUCCUUUAAAAAGAAUACUAAGGAGGUUUAAAAAAAAAGUGGCCAGUUUUGGUAAGAGAAAAAUGGUGGGAAGUGAGUGUGUCAUGAAGAGAAAAAGUGCUGCCCAGUUCAGAGUCAAAAAGACCUAAAAAUUCUCUGUUGUCAUAGUUUAAUCAUGCCAAGAAUGGUGGGAAAAAUAUAGGCUAUGCUCAAGUAAUCUGCCUGAGAAGAAAGUGUGUGUGUUUGUCAGGAACAAACUAAAUUAGUGCAAUAUAAACUGAAAAAAAAAAAUGUACAACAAAAGUGUACUUAGUGGAUAGUCUUUAUGAUGGUCACUCCAACAGAGAAGAUAGUAAUAUCUACAAGAAAUUAAACUAAUUUGUUAGUUAUGAAAUUUUGGUAUGUGUGUGUAUAACAAAUACUGAUGUGCACUUUGUUGCUAAUCUUUAUGAUGGAAUGCCACAUAUAAUUUGACAGAAAAAAACUAAUAACUACAGGACUGAGCCAGUUGGUUAGACAUGGAAGGAUACACAUGGAGAUUGUGAGCUUCCCCAUCAGUUUUAUUCUUCCUGUUUCAAAAAAAGUGGAAAAUGCCACCAAUUAAAAAAAAAUGCAAUUAUCUCUUAUAUCUACUAUAAAUAUUUCCAUGAGUAAGAAUCCCCCUUUUGAGAGCCAUUGAUAAAAUAUGGAUCUCACUUGCGAGUGCAGUAAGACAUCAGUUGAACAUGAAUCAAAUUAAAUUUUCAAUUUACCGUGAGAUUAUAAUUAGAGACUGUGAGCCUAGCGUCUGUCUGUCAGGGCUGACCAAGGGUGAUGCAUCUUAGUUGUCAUCUGGCCCACUGAGGCAGCAUCGUUUGCAGCUGAACAGACCUAUAUGUGCAAGUGACAGUCAUUGUCCUGAAGUCCUUGCAGGCCUGAACAGUGUCUGGAACUCUUGUUUAGUGCAAGUCACAAUUGCUGUGGGCCACAUUGGCAAUUUUAUGCAAAUCUUUCCAAUUAAGUUCAGUUGAAAUUUCAUAUGCACUUGAAAUGAAUACAUAUCUUAAGAGGCUUUUUUUUUAUAUAGAAAUCUCAGUAAGUACACAUAUUAAUCAUAUAAAAAAAUAGGGUGGAGGAAGGAAUGUAAAGAUUGACUUUCUCUUCAAUCUGAGUCAAGAAACUGUUGUUUCCUCUGUUAUGGCAAAGAGUGAGCCUCCUCCUCUGGUCCUUCUCAAAUUUAAGUACUGUACAUACUUGUGUGAAAAGUGAUGCAUAGGAAAGGUAACACACCAAGGUGGUGGCUGAGUGGUCAGCGUGCUGGCCUGCCACGAUAAUCAGGCUGGUAGUUUUUCAGUCAUUGCCAAGUGGCCUAAGAGUACCCACAUAUAUACUGUCUUGAAGACCAUCUAUCAACCCAGACUCUAGAUUCUCUCGAAAAGAGGAUUAAAGAUGAGCACGAGCCUAGCAAGAUGACACCUCUAUAAACACUUGCCUGCACCACAAUGGGCUGGGGCCAGACAUCAGGCCCCACCAAGAAAGCCAUCUGGCACCAUAGGCCAGAACGUAAAAAAAAAAAAAAAGAAUAAAAAAAAGCCUAUGAUAUGUUUGAUUUUACUUGAACAGGAGUACAACAUGUGGCAAGUCUAUUGAUCCUCAGUGUCAGCGUUUCAUAAGGGAGUGAAGCAGAAGUUAUUCAAGGAAAUAUUUGGCACAAACAUGAAAUGUAGCUAUUAUGUUCUUGAAAACACACACACAAGGUAUUUCAUAAAAGUCAAGGACAAGCAGUCAAUGAUUUUUUUUUUUUUUUUUUUUUUUUUUUCAAUACUAUUUCAUCAUUGAGGUGCAAGGCAUGCCUUCCUGCAGCCUGUUCCAGCAACUCUGUCCAAAUGGUCCUCACCACGAGACAACAGCUUCAUCACAGCAGCCUUGGUGCUUGCCAACACACUCUUCCUUUAGACUAUGUUAUAAGACAUAUUGUUACCCACAUGGAUGAAGAAUGCAAUGAAAACACUCUUUUUCAUCAACACAAUCAUUAUGAUUGAUAAAUUAUGACAAAAAUAAAUGCCAGAAUCUCAUUUUAUUCUGUUACAAUAAUGUCUGAGGCAAAGGAACAUAUUAAGCUGCUGCCACAGGACAGUCAUUUUCUUGACAGGUGCUGGAAUGGGCUACAGUGUCUCAUCUUGCUGUUUGCCUUUAAAUGAUAGAUCUGGAGAUGCACGAAACUUUCCCUAAAGGGGUGAAGAUGUGGUAACACAAGAAAAUACAUAUAUAAGACACUCAAGAUUGAGAUUCUUCCUUCCAAAAUGUGCAAUCCAUUCAUUUCCAAUAUGUAUAAGUUUUCUUUUUCACUUGCCUACAGUUCUAUCAGUUAUUCAUUGGAUGUCUUAAGAGAAAGUGGACAAAAGAGGUGGAUCACAGCUCUGCAAAAAAAUAGCUCCAAAUUUCUAGUGUUUCUAUCCGUAUUCUGGAGGCAGAUAUGUGCCUCACAAGUCUGAAGGCUUGUACUUACUUUGUCUCCAUUUAACCAUAUAUGUAUUUUACUUUAUUGAUAUAUUUUCUACCUAUAUGGCAAAUAAAGCAGGCUAAGAUCAGAGCUAAGUAAAGGACUGCAACAUGGUGCUCAUACAUAAAGAAUACAGAAGAUGAUUGUAAAAGAUAUUCAGUAUUGGUUCGAGAGAUGUGAAUGCAUAUUCUUUUCUUGAAAAGUUUUAAGUUGUAGGAAGGAAAAUCUCAAGCUGUGCUGUGAACUGUAGGAACCAAUUAUGCAGAUUUAUUAUUAUUUUUUUUUUAUGUAUUACCUCUUAGUGGUAUUGCAGUUCUCUGUCUUUUCUGUAGCCAUGUGUUUAUAAGUAUCUUUCCUGACAUUUCUGUUUACUACACAUACUUAAUAUUUUGUUUUAGGUGUGGGUAGGCUAUCACCAUAUGUACUUGUGUAUUAUUUUAUCUAUAUUUUUUGCCGUCAGGUUUAGGCAUCAGCUUUAACAUGAAUGUCCUUCCUGGGGUUAAAUUUUACUUUUCACUUAAGCAUAUUAUACUCACAUAAUUUUUGUACAUGAGACUGACUGUUACACAAGGUUAUAUGGUAGAGUGUUAGACUGUGCUGCCCUACUCUCUAGUGCAGGCUGAGGGUGGGCACUGAGGCAAGGGAGGAGAAAAGGAACUGGAGGAGGCAGAGUAGUUAGCCGGGAAGACUCUUCAGUGUAGGUAGGCUUGUGAUGUGAUGCCUUGAUUUCAUGUGUAGGCUUUGUGAGUGAGUAGUGAGGCAAACAUCACAGGAGUGGGGAGGGUUAGAAAACCGAAGAGACUAGGCUGAGGGGGGAAAGACCAUAAACCUGAGCACAGUCUUGAGGCCAGUAGUGUGAAAGGCAAAGUAGGACUGAUAGUGCACAAAGACUGGAGAAGAGACCGUGCAUGACAUUGCACAAGAAACUGUCAAGUAAGGUAAAGUGUGACAGGUGAUGCAGUCUACUAACAAACUCCAGCAAACAGUAUGAAGGAAAAGGAAAUUGAAUGAGAAACAGAUUGUGACUUCUUGGCAGAGUUUAAAAAUUUGGGUAGCAAUAACAAACCACUUUAUUUUUCAUUUUUAGUUGUAACAUAUUGUAGGAAUAUGCAAUACAUGCUAUUCAUAAUAAUUAAACAUUGUCACUGUGUAUGUGUGUGUGUGUGUGUGUGUGUGUGUGUGUGUGUGAGUAGAUACAAAACAUAUGGGAAAUGUGUAAUUCAGAGAGAGAGAGAGAGAGAGAAAAUUGGGAUUUUGUAAAACUAAACGUAGGAUGUGUAAAUGGCAACUUUACAGAAGGUCAAGUAUUUGUGUGUGUAUGUGUGUGUGUGUGUGUGUGUGUGUGUGUGUGUAGUGUAGACCAACAGAAGCAUCAUCACCCUCACCAACAUCACUCCCACCUCCAUCAUCACCACCAUCAACAUCACCACCAUCACCAUAACUACCACCACCACCACCACCACCAUUGUCAUCAGCAGCAACACAUGACCCUUUGUAUUGCGUUUCAGGAGUACUUUGAAUUGUGUUAAUACUCUCGGAUCCAAGCCGCUGGAGGCUGAACACGCUGCUCUCAUCCGCGAGCUGGAGGGGCGCGCGCAUCAACAGUGUAAGAGCCCCACCUUUGACCCGUAAUGUUGCCCCGCCCUGGUGCCCCGCCUCCUCCUGCCCCAUGCUCUGUACCUGCUCACUUGGGGCAUGUUCAUCAACCCGUAUGCACCACUCCGAUCAGUACUUACACCAGAAACAUAAACAACUUCAGAAUAUUGAGCCGAUGUAUAAAAAAUGAACUAUAAAAUGAUGGUUAGCAAUCUUAAUCUUGAAAAUAGUUUGUUUUUAUACAUCAGCUUCAUCUUCAAGUGUUGAGUUGUUGUUGUUUUUGUUGUUUUUCCAUGAUGUGAGUGCUGUUUGGAAUGUUGCGUACGAUUUGGUGGACGUGAAUCGAGUAUCCCGGCCCCGCCACAGGGACUCACCUGUGUGUUAGCUCCUUGGGGCAGCAGGGGACAGGGCGCAAGGAAUGGUUUGUCUUAUCUAGGACUCGCUUUUGUGUUGCCCCGCCCUGCCAAGCCUUGCCCCACCUUGGUACACCUGCUCCUGCCCCACCCCACUCCUCGCUGCAGCAUCCAGUCACACCCACCUCCUGUCUCCCUUCCCUGCCCUUUGCCUCCCUCUCCCAACUCCUGUCUCUCCCUUUUCUACCUCCUGUAUCUUUUUACUGUCUUCUUUUCCUGCCCUCUACAUUUCUUUUCAACUUUCUACCUCUCAUUACUGCCUUCUGUUUCCCUUUUCUACUUUCUGCCUCUUUCCUACCUUCUACCUCCCUUUCCUACCUUCUCUCUCCUUUCCCUACCUUCUCUCUCCCUUUUCUACCUUUCUCUCU
Eriocheir sinensis (Chinese mitten crab) is the source of this 8051-nucleotide messenger RNA. RefSeq names its product glucose transporter type 1-like (gene Glut1). The record is from RefSeq and is a predicted model, not a curated record. Gene Ontology annotation, biological process: monosaccharide transmembrane transport. Gene Ontology annotation, cellular component: membrane. Gene Ontology annotation, molecular function: hexose transmembrane transporter activity. Bases 520 to 3051 code for a protein of 843 amino acids. NCBI's taxonomy places the organism in Eukaryota, Metazoa, Arthropoda, Malacostraca, Decapoda, Varunidae. The transcript has 19 exons.